AUUGUGUUUAUCGGAACUUCGUACAUACUGAGACCUAGGGACCGAGGAAUCUUGUCUUCUUUCAGAGUAUUCAGAAUAUUACAUAAACAUACACAUCAGGCAUUUGACAAGAUGCCAGCAGACGAUUACGCGUCGGUAGGUGGGGGUGGUCCCCUGAAGCUGAAAGGCGGAAAGGUUCAAAAAAAUAAGAAGAAAAAGAAAAGCAAGGCGAACCUCGAGCAUUCCCUCGCCACCGUAGACGAUUCCACUGCUAAGGAAGCUAAGGAAGCUGAUGGAGCCGAUGACGUCGAGAAGAUGCGGCAAGAGAACGGAGAUGAUGAGGAUAUAAUCGAGCAUAAAACUGAAGCUGAACGCCGCCACGAGGAAGCAAACAGGAAGAAGAUGCUAAAAAUGCUCGAGGACCCCAAGGUGGCUUCUGAGUUUCGCAAGACUCACAAAGAGAGGGUUGAAGGUCUCAACACUUACCUCUCCAAGUUGAGCGAGCACCACGACAUGCCUAAGAUCGGCCCUGGAUAGUCUAAUCCUCCUAACGAUACGGUGGCAGUGAAGUGAGAGGACUCUGGAGGAGAGAAGGAAAGACUAAUCAUUACUAUAGAGCCUUGAUUUCACAGCACCUACGAAUAUUACCCCCCGUAACACGGCGUUUAUAGAGGUUGUUCUCGGUUUGCAAGUACUACUACUAUACACUAUUUUGAUUAUUAAGCCGCGUCUGCCUCGAUGAUGAACAACUUGUCUA
Molecule: messenger RNA, 736 nt
Organism: Annulohypoxylon maeteangense
Lineage: Eukaryota; Fungi; Ascomycota; Sordariomycetes; Xylariales; Hypoxylaceae
Product: DUF1754-domain-containing protein
Exons: 2
Coding region: 112-516 (134 amino acids)
Cellular component (GO): nucleolus
Source: RefSeq, a predicted model, not a curated record